This is a messenger RNA of Periophthalmus magnuspinnatus, 2411 nucleotides long. RefSeq names its product complexin 3b (gene cplx3b). The record is from RefSeq and is a predicted model, not a curated record. Gene Ontology annotation, cellular component: terminal bouton; SNARE complex. The transcript is spliced from 3 exons. Gene Ontology annotation, biological process: synaptic vesicle exocytosis; neurotransmitter transport; regulation of neurotransmitter secretion. Gene Ontology annotation, molecular function: syntaxin binding. Lineage: Eukaryota; Metazoa; Chordata; Actinopteri; Gobiiformes; Gobiidae. The coding region runs from base 259 to 729 and encodes 156 amino acids.
GAUGAGCGCCAAACUUGUUGACUCAUAACGGAGCAGCUCCUCUCAUCUUUCACGCGCGGAGCUGUCCAGGUCCAGUGGUGCUGAAACUGCCAGUUUCAAACGCGCGCUUGGAUUUAUACUUCCCAUUAUUUAAAACUUCUAUGUUCUUAUCAAGUCCAGCCUUGGCCCGUCUUUAAGCGGCACUUUGUGCGUAUUCCUUUACAGCGACCUCAAGAGUUCAACUUCUUCGAGGAAGUGUAGGAUCCUUUUGAAAGAAUCAUGGCUUUUAUGGUGAAACACGUGGUAGGUGGCCAGCUGAAGAAUCUGACAGGCGGACUGACUGAGGAAAAAACCGAGGCGGAGAAAUCUGACGCGGCCGCGCACGGCAUGACUCCAGAGGAAUUUGAACAGUAUCAGCAACAGUUAGAGGAGGAAAAAAAAGAACGAGAAGCCCAUUUUGCUCAAAAGAAAGCUGAGAGGGCUACAGUUCGAACUCAUUUCCGAGAAAAGUACAAGCUACCCAAGAAUGAAAAUGAUGAAACCCAAAUACAACAGGCAGGAGAUGACAUUGAGCUUCCCCAAGAGCUGGCCAAGAUGAUCGCCGAAGACAACCAAGAGGAAACCCACAAGCAGUCUGUGCUGGGCCAGCUGUCCAAUAUUCAGAACGUGGACAUCGACCAAUUGAAAGACAAAGCCCAGGCCACGCUGGAAGAUCUAAAAAAGCAGACAGAGAACUGCAGUCUCAUGUGAUUUGGCAAAAAAACACUGAUGAUUACAAAUUUAGUUGUAUAAAUAUUUAUUUCUUCUCUCAGAGGCAAAGCUGCUCACAAGGUGGAAAUACUCUAGAUGCCUUAGCGGAAGUUACUGGAGCCAAAUAAUGUUUUUUCUCGCUGUGCACAAUAAGACUCAAGCCAUAUAGAAAGAGGCAUAAUAUAAUGUAGGGUAUGCCAUUUAAUACAUUUAGCCUUUCAGCAGCUCAUUUUCAUAUUGUGUCAAUAAGACUUACCUACUCAUUUGUGAGGCGUUUCCGAUCUUAGGAGCAGUUUCUUCUCUGAUGCUGAGUCAAUCCUUUGUCCAAAUGUAUCCCUCUCUAUACCUCAUAAAGCCAGAAUUACCACAAUAUUACCAACUCUGCAGCAGUCUCAUGUGUAUGUUCAAGUUAUUGAGGUAGUUAUCUCGGAUCAGCAAAUUCAUUAACCAGUGGGAUGGAUUUUAAACAUCUACAGUACCAACAGUGAGGAAGCCAUUAGUUUAGUUCAGUUGGAACUGCUUGAUAUUAAUUACAAUACUAUUCAAAGCACAAUAUAAAGACAGCAAUAUUCAGUCAAAUAAUAGCUGUUUUUGCUACUGUGUAGUUCUGCUAGUUAUAUGGGGAUUUUAGCUUUUCUGUACUUCGGUGUGCCUUGGACAUCUGUGCAAGGUUGUAGUUCAAGAUCUACAAACAUGCUGCUAUCAGCAAUAUCAGGCCCUUUGAUAAUUUUUACUGAAGCCUUGGUAAUUUUUUAAGCAACUACACUUUUGUUAGUUUGUCAACAGUCAGUAACAUAAAAUUACAUGGUUUAUAGGUAUUAUUAUACUCUUAUGUGUCUCUUAACGCAGGUGUGUGAAUACAUGCAGCCAAUCAAUUUAUACAUAUUUGCUGUGUAUUGCGUAUAUCUGGUUGCUUAUUCUAUCUGCAAACCAAUCCUGCUCUCCAGAUCAUGCACUGGUGCCGUCCUCUUCUUGGCCCCUGACCUGUCUUCAUUGACCCCUGUGUCUCUGUGGUGCCGUUCUGUGCUUGUGGAUUUGUGCUAGCACAUGUGAGCUGUCAGUAAAGUCUCUGUGAAAUGUGUCCUGUGACUCCGAGUGCUGUCAGUAAUGAUGGUCACUCCCCUCGGUGUACUGUCCGUGUAUAGUUUUGAACAUGUAAAUUACUGGAGUGAUUUAUAAGAGGAUGAUGCUGCUGUUUUUGUUUUUUUUUGUUUUGUUUUUUUCCAUAUUAUGCUACAUUUUGCUAUUCACAUUCAUGUACAAAAUACAGCUUUUUAAUGUUCUAUCAUCAUAUUUUGGUUUCUGUUUCCUGGGUGCAAUGUACGUGAAUGACUGAAUUAAUAUUAUACUAUUACUGUGGGUGUUAGUGCUAGAAAAAAGAACAAUAUCAAGGAGAAGAGUUUGAAUAAAUUCUUUAAAGAUAAAGCCACCCAUGUAUAGUCAAGAGACUAUAAUAAAGGUUGGAAAAGAAGCCAUAAAGCAAGUGUUUGCUUUGUAUGAGUGUGCAAUAUAAUCAGUAUCAGUUACUGUUGUACUUGUCUUGUCAUGCUGUUAACCAGAAAUUUAAGGAAAUGGCUGCCAAGACAUGCCGUUUCCUCCUGUGUUUAUUUCUUUUUCAAUGCUGUUUAAAUAUUGAAGUGUAUAUUGCGUUAAAGUUGCAAUAAACCUAUUUUUAGGAUCAU